Molecule: messenger RNA, 2068 nt
Organism: Trametes versicolor FP-101664 SS1
Lineage: Eukaryota; Fungi; Basidiomycota; Agaricomycetes; Polyporales; Polyporaceae
Exons: 3
Coding region: 41-2068 (675 amino acids)
Source: RefSeq, a predicted model, not a curated record
CCAAACUCUGGUGGCGAAAGGCUUCUCAUAGCCGCAUGGGAUGAGUGGUAGAUGCGAAGAGUGCGGUGCGACAACUGAAUGGGACCAAGAACUCGGUUCCGCGAUAUGCCUCCAAUGUGGCACGCUCGCGGACCCAACCCAGAGCGUGUUCACCUCUCACUAUGACUACAUCGACACGUCGGCGCGCGAAUACUCUGUUUGGAGUAAUGUGCCUGGCGGCGGUACGCUGCGAGGUAGAAAUGGCUGGGCCCUGGCGGGGCAGGGCAAGGAGGCGCGGGAUCGCAAGAAUACGAUAUCCAUGCACGAGUUUAUUCGUACGAUUGCUACCCGCCAGUCGAAUCCUGGUAUAACUUCGCGCGCGCAAGGUAUCUUCGACCAAGCUAUGAGGCGUGGUCACUACCGCUGGGGACGCCGGGCAAAGCUGACCGCCGGAGCGGCACUCGCUAUUGCCCUACGCGAGGCGCACAAGAGCGAUUCGAUCCGUGACAUUGCAUACCUACUUGACGAAUCGCCCAACGCAGUUUCGCGCGCGUUCAGCGCGGUCGUCGAACUGCUCGACCUGAAGCUGUCUACCGCGGACCCCGCCGUGCAUUUGCCGAUGCUUCAAACCCAUUUGGUCUCGUUGGUCGAUAUCACCCAGGGUAACACAAGUAGCAAUCCGCUGCCCGCUCAGCUCAUCAAGACACUAUCGUCACUCCUUUCGCAGCUCACGAGCGUCAUGCGCAUUGCCAACGCUCUGUCGGUCCUCCUUGAGCGCACACACAUGCUAGCGCAUCUUCCCACCCAGCCUACCGCAUGCGCCAUACUCCUGCUCGCACUCGAAGCAGAGCUGGGCUCCUCCCUACCACACGCCGGCGCAUUGGCCCAAUCACUCGGCGCACGAGUGGGCGCAGGCAAGGGUGUCGUGAUGCAGCGGUACAAGCAGAUCUACGACCUCGUCGAGGAGUGGAUCCGGGAGGUACCCUGGCUGGACGCGCACGAGCGUAAGCGCGCGAAGGGGAAGGCGGGCGGGGGCCGCUCGAAGGUCGCGAAGCGUGUCGUUGUCGCGCGGGGCCUCAAGGACGUCGUACAGUUUCAGGAGGAGAUUUGGCGGAAACGCGUCGAGAGCGCUGGCCGGCCGCUACUCGAGCUCGAGGUGGACGAGAAAGAUACGGGCACGGACGACUGGGAUGGGAGCCAGAUAUCUUCCACGGCUUCCCAAGCUCCCUCUGGCUCUGGGAGUAGUCACGAUGGGACGGGCCCUCGGAAAGGCAAGAAAGCGAAGACGCACCACCCAAAGUCCAUUGUGGACGCGUCGCACUUCCUCCUCGACCCGCUCUCAACCUCCGCACUCCCUUCUCCCGCCCCGCUCGGCUCUGCGUUGACUCGCUGCGCCUCUCCGAGGACCGCGGGGCCAGGUUCCCCAGAUCUGCUCACGCACCUGCUCACCGCGGACGCGUCCUCGCUUUCGCACGUGUUCCGCGCUGCGCCGAGCCGGCUUCAGCUCCUCGCCGCGGAUCGUGGGGGUGCGGACGAGUCGUGCAUUGCGGACGAUGAGCUAUUUGGAGAGGAUGAGCUUGAAGGCUUCAUGCGUGCCCCCGAGGAGGUGGAGGCGGUGCGGAUUGCCAUGGGAUGGGAUGAGGACGGAGAUGCCGAUGGCGGAGAGGGGUCGGCUAAGGAGACCAAACGGGGGAAGAAGCGGAGACGAGAUGAUGUCAAUGAGGGCGAUGAGGCGGGACAAGUCUCGACAACGGGAAAGGGCAAGGAGCGAGCCGUGGGAUCGAAGAGAAUCAACAUGGACGCGCUCGCGAGGUUGCUGGAUCCAGAAGCGCACCCCGUUGCGGAACAGCCCGAGCUCGAGAACGAGUAUGGUGGCACCCAUGGCGUGGGGGUAUUCGACGAAGAUGAAGUUGACCAUGAGGACAAGGACUUCGAGGAGGACGAAGACGGCUCUGUCGGGACGGUCGUCGGGAGAGACGACCCGUUCACAGCCCGGUCCGCACCGGACGACGGAGGGGAGGUUGUGGAAGAGUGGCGACCGUUGUCACCGGGAGGUGGGGGUUCGGCGGAAGACUGGUAUGACUUCUGA